CGUCAUUUACUUUUAAAUAUAUAAAGAAGAGUUAAAAAGUUAUUUCGAGGGUUUCGCGGAUCUACCGAACUUGUCUAUCUGUUCUUCCUCUGCCUCCUUAGCCCACACAGAGAAGAAGAAGAGGACGUUGGAGAAUCACACAAGCUUAACCCUUUUUCGUUUUCCCUCUCCUCUCUCCCGGUUUGGAAUAAAUUUUUGAAAAUUUGGUGAAAUUUGCUAUCUUCUGGUACCUGAGGCUGCGUAGCUAAAGUGAAGCAGAGCGAGUACAAUUUGAUCAUCGUUGUAAUGGGAGCACAAGAAGUUCUGAGUAUUCCUUUCUGCUCAAAUCCUGUUGACAACACUGAAUAUAGUGACACACAGUUGGUGCAUGCCGUUAGAAAAGCGCUUGCAUCUGUCCAAAAUGGGGACACCGACCAUUAUACUCAGCUUAUUGGAAUGAUGAUGUACCCUAAAUAUUCUGAUUUCGAUUCAGUGGUGCAGCUUGAGACACUCUUGAAAGCUCUAUCAGGGUCUGUUGCUUGCAUAGAUGUAGUUCACCAUAGAGAUCUUCUUUCUACUAUUUUUACAAUGAGCUUGUGGGAUCACAGACCUAACGUUAUGGAUGCAUUGGUGGACUUAAUCAUAUCACUGGCCGUUACUAGUGGGAAAUAUCUGGACCUUUGUUUGAAUAUGCUCGUAAGUAAUUUCUUUCCACCUCCUUCUGUGACGGAUGAAAAGAAGCAGGAAGUUCGUUUGCGGGUGCAUGAAGCCCUUCACAAGAUUUCUUAUCUAAUUCCUCUUGCUCCCUCGAAAUUAGCGCCUAUACUUGCGCAGAGAAUGCCUAAAAUUCACAUUAAGGACCAGGACUCUUUGAUAGUGACAUGGACAUAUGUGGAUAACCUGUUGAAGUUGGAGAGUAGCCCAAUCGGAAAAGUUGUUGGCAGCAUGAUUUUUAUGGUGGUGAUGGAGAGGUUGCGAGAUUUGGAUUUGGAAAGUGGAUCGGAUGAUAUUCUCCAAGAUGACUCUAAUAUAGGCAUGUUUGAUAUGGAACUUGAAUAUGCAGUUGAAAGCACUAUGAAUGAAGGAGACGAGGUAAUUUUUGCUAUCUAUGCAGAAUUCCCAAACAUGACUCUAUAUAGUAAUGAUCGAGAGUUGCUAGAUUACAAGUUUCCACUGGGGGCUCUAUAUCAAAAUGCUUCACAUGGAAAUGUAGUCUCUGAUCUAUUGGACAAAUUGAUGGACCUAGCUUUUGAACAUCUCAAUUUCUGUCAUAACACUGGUCGUUUGGAUGAGGUUUUUGAAAUCCUCUUUGAGUCGUUUGAGAACUAUAUUCUGAACACGUGCAAAACAAAAUUUUCACAGUUUCUGAUGUUCUAUGCGUGCUCGCUAGAUCCUGAAAAUUGUGGUGUAAAAUUUGCCAGUAAGCUGUUGGAGAUAUAUCUCUCCAGCAACAAAACUCGACUUAAUAGGAUGAGUGCAGUGUCUUAUCUAGCUAGCUACUUGUCUCGUGGAAAGUUUUUGCCUCCUUCUUUUGUUGCUACCAUGUUGAAAAGAUUGGUGGACGAGUGUGCGGAAUAUUGCAGAACAUGCAACGAUGGUAUGAAGCCUAAAGCACACCAAGUGUUUUAUUCUGGAUGUCAGGCAAUCUUGUAUGUCCUAUGUUUCCGUAUGAGAUCCAUCCUAGACAUUCCUCGCUUUCAGUCGCUGCUUACACCAUUGGAGUCAACUUUAUGUCACAAACUAAACCCAUUGAUGGUGUGCCAUCCGUCUGUAGUUUCCGAGUUCCUUAAACAAGCGAAAGCUGGUGGUCUGUUUGUUGUCUCAGAAGCCUUCAAUUUCAAUGACCUACAGGAGUCUGAGCUCUCUCGUGCUUUUGGAAGCUUUGAAAGGCUUGAGCCGUUUAGCCCGUACUUGUUGAAAAUGUCUAGCAGACUAGAAGAUCUUAUCUCCCGGCACUUCAACGUCUGGUCAAUGCCGAAAACGACUUGUGACGAAGAUGAUGAGGUCAUAGUGAAUGAAGAUGGAGAGACUGAGGAGGACUGGGACGAUGAAGAUGAACUUGAUAAGGAGAUGUCUACUCCUAAAUACUCUUUCAUGCGAGACACAGAGAGGCUCUUGAAGAUGCCUUCAAGAAUCAUACCAUCCACUAGUCCUCCUGAAUCCUUCUUAAUGUAGUAGAGAGAAGAUGGAAUGCAAUUUUGCAAAUUAGGUUUCUUAUUACAAUUUCUUAGCUAGAUUGUGAAGUCUACAAAAUAAAAGAAGCUGGGAUAAUCAUAAUCAUCCAUGUGGUUUUGUAGCAAAAUUUUGAAGAACAUCUAUGAAGUAUUAUUGGUUUAA
Messenger RNA from Camelina sativa (false flax), 2316 nucleotides. RefSeq names its product RNA polymerase I-specific transcription initiation factor rrn3. Gene Ontology annotation, biological process: transcription initiation at RNA polymerase I promoter. Gene Ontology annotation, molecular function: RNA polymerase I general transcription initiation factor activity; RNA polymerase I core binding. NCBI's taxonomy places the organism in Eukaryota, Viridiplantae, Streptophyta, Magnoliopsida, Brassicales, Brassicaceae. Gene Ontology annotation, cellular component: nucleus. The record is from RefSeq and is a predicted model, not a curated record.